Messenger RNA from Marchantia polymorpha subsp. ruderalis, 1845 nucleotides. Lineage: Eukaryota; Viridiplantae; Streptophyta; Marchantiopsida; Marchantiales; Marchantiaceae. The record is from the annotation of a GenBank genome assembly.
AAGAAUUAAAACAAAAUGCUAAACUCGACUAAACCGAGUCGUAUCAGUCGCAAUCGAAUCAUCCCAUCGCUCGCCGCCAAGACUAAGACCCGAAUUCACAACAAUAUUCAAAGCCGAAGCGCAAAUCCGAAUUUCAUUUCCAGGAGCUGAAUUGCACACCACAGGUGCCCUGUGCUCAAGUGCUUCCAGACCGAGCGAGCGAGAGAGCGAGGUCCUGCAGUCCUGUCAGAUGUCUGUUCUUGCGCUUACUGUUGCGAUCCUUUGUGAUCGGUUGUUUCUGGGAUUGCCCGGAGCUCGAUGAGAUGAGCCAUGUCGCUCAAGCGACACGAGGGGACGAAGACUAAGCAUCACGACGAAGUCCCACACUCGAAGAAAGACGCGGUCAACUAGACCGGUCGCGGCCCAGCAUAAAAGAGCGGCACCUGGUCGGCACUCGAGAGAAAGCCACCAUCGCCCAUCGACGCCGAGCGAUCGAGGGAGGGAGAGAGCGAGAAAUCAUGGCGGAGGAGGAGAACUGGAGCGCGGCGCAGCGGAAGAUGGUGGAGGUGUGGGAGCAUCACAUGGCGUCGGAGUUCCAGAGGAAGAACGUUGCGCAGACGUUGGAGACCAUGGUCGACGACGGGUACGUGUACAACGUGCCCACGGCCUGCGGCGGCAGCGGGAGCGGGACGCAUCGGCUCGGCACGAUCGAGGACUUCUACGCCAAGACCUUCAUGCCGAGCAUCCCGGCCGACGUCGAGGUCGUCGCGCUGUCUCGGACCGUCGGCAGCAACCGCCUCUGCGACGAGAUCCUCUUCAAGUUCACGCACGACGCGCCCAUUCCCUGGCUGCUGCCCGGCGUCGCGCCCACCGGCAAGCGCGUCGAGAUCCCUGUCGUCGUCAUCGUCACGUUCCGCGGCGACAAGGUCACCUCCGAGCGCAUCUAUUGGGACCAGGCCAGCGUCCUCGUGCAGACGGGCCUCCUCGAGCGCGGCGAUCUGCCCGUUACCGGCGUCGAGAAUGUUCCGCAGCUCGUCCAAUUCAUCGCCUCCGAAUCCUGAUCCAUCGAUUUCUCGGCCUCUUUUCGAUUUUCUGGAGCUGGAUCGAGCCCUCACUUGCUUCUCAUGGCCACUCAAAGCGUCGAGAAUCUCGGGGUUUCUCUCUCUCUGCCUGCCGCAUUGCUUCCCCUCCGCCGCGUCUCCGAUCCAGUUGCCCUCUGGUCGAUUGUGAUUCUGGCUGCUGCGUAGCGAUCGUCGCACUCGUGAGUUCGACGCUGUACAGUCUAUGAAGAUAUUCAUCCCCUUUUACUUAGUUUGACCUUCUUUGGAUGAGCUCUCCCAGACUCCUGGUCUUGUGCGAUGCACGAUAGAAUUGCGACACUUCGAUUGACAGCUGGAAGCGCUAUCCGUCCACUGUGUCGACUAAUUUUACAGCCACCUUUCGUUCUGCAUACGGCGUUCAGAGGAUAUAUCACCGUGAUUGUAUUGGUUUCCAAUCACGAAUAAAUAGUAGCUUGUGUUUUAUAUAACGCUUAUAUCAUCAUCGUUGUUUUUUGAGCAUGCCGUCCAGAACUUGGUAUGGCAUGAAUUGCGCCAGAGAUUAGAGCUGUCAGAGCUUAAAAUAUGUAUUCUUCGAAACCCACGGUCUGAGAUCACUGCAGCUGACAGUAUUUUAUCAUAGACCCGUAGGAAAGGUGAUCAUAACUGGAACAGAGUAGUUAUUAACACUUGCAAGUGCUCUCCAUCAAAUGUUGUACGAACGGUGGCGUGAAGUAUGAAGUAUAGAGAGUGCAACAUAUAAUUAGGAGAGCGCUAUAUAUUUUUUUGUUUCGCGCAAUAAAUUUUGUUCGUGUAUCCUGAAACGCCG